Molecule: messenger RNA, 3846 nt
Organism: Emys orbicularis (European pond turtle)
Lineage: Eukaryota; Metazoa; Chordata; Testudines; Emydidae
Gene: TBC1D1
Product: TBC1 domain family member 1
Exons: 21
Coding region: 1-3846 (1281 amino acids)
Source: RefSeq, a predicted model, not a curated record
AUGGAGCCCCUAUCAUUCAAAGUUAAAAAACUUCAAGCACCCACUGAUAUCUCAGUGGAUUUUAGUCUCCAGCUUGUUGGUUCUCUGCCAGUGCAUUCUCUAAUCACCAUGCCAGUGCUGCCUUGGAUUGUGGCAGAGAUUCGGCGGCUCAGUAUGCAGUCUUCCAUGGAAGAACCUAGCACCAGCCAAAUCCGGCUUUAUGUUUCACCAGCAAGCCUGCGAUGUGAACCAGACACAGGAAAGAGCCAACAGUGGGAUCCUUUGAUUUGUUCCAGCCUGUUUGAGUAUAAGCCACAGCAUGUCCACAAACUGAUUCACAAUAGCCACGAUCCAAGUUACUUUGCUUGUCUGAUAAAGGAUGGAGCAGUAAAUCAGCAAAGUAUCUGUUAUGUAUUCAGAGCUGCUGAUCCAACAAAAGUGCCUGAGAUUAUUGGCUCCAUUCGACAGGCUGGAAAAAUCGCUCGCCAAGAAGAGUUCCAGAAUAAUCCAUCUGAAGUUGAAGACCCUUUUUCCAAAAAGUUUGAGGUGUUGUUCUGUGGACGAGUGACAGUAGCACACAAAAAUGCGCCCCCAGCAUUAAUAGAUGAAUGUAUCGAAAAAUUUAACCAUGUUAGUUGUACCAAAAAAUUGGAAUUUAAUUCAUUGUCCCAACAACGUGAAACUGCCAGUAAUUCUGGAGGAUUAUCAUUCAGUGAUAAAUUGCGAUCUGUUUUCCAACCCUUGGUCGGUGAAGAAGAAGAGAAAAGGCCAAUUAGGAAAUCUUAUUCUCAGCCUGGGCUGCGUUCCUUUUCUUUUAAGAGGGACUUGCAAGAUGGGAGUUGCAGGAGUAACAGUUUUGCCAGCUCUUUUGAUGAAACUGAGACUUCGCUGAACCUAAAACGUCAACUUGGCUAUGGACACAACGUUGUGCAGCCAACAGAUAUUGCAGGAAACCGGACUAUGUUGUUCACGAUUGGGCAGUCUGCAGUUUAUCUCAUCAGUCCUGACACGAAAAAAGUAGCACUUGAGAAAAGUUUCAAGGAAAUAUCCUUUUGCUCUCAGGGUAUUAGACAUGUGGAUCACUUUGGGUUCAUCUGUAGAGAGUCUUCAGGAAACGGUGGCUGCUACUUUGUCUGCUACGUGUUUCAGUGCACAGAUGAAGCCCUGGUUGAUGAAAUCAUGAUGACUUUGAAACAGGCUUUCACUGUAGCUGCUGUGCAACAAACCUCCAAAGCUCAGCUCCAACUUUGCGAAGGAUGCCCUAUGCAAUUCCUGCAUAAACUCUGUGAAAAGAUUGAAGGACAACAUCCUUCUAAAACUAAACUAGAACUCCAGAAGCAUCUAACAACACUAAAUAACCAGGAGCAGGCUGCUCUUUUUGAGCAGGUUCAGAAAUUAAGACCAAGAAAUGAUCAGAAAGAGAAUGAGUUGAUUAUCGCUAUUCUAAGAAACAUGUAUGAAGAAAAACAGAAGGAUCAUGUUCACAUUGGGGAAGCAAAGCAGGCUUCACAGCCUUGUGGAGAGACUACUGGAAAUGAGAUGCCAAGCAGUGCUUCCAGGUUCAGACUAGAUAUGUUGAAGAGCAAAGCUAAACGGUCACUAACAGAAUCAUUAGAAAGUAUCUUGUCACGGGGUAGUAAAGCCAGAGGUUCACUAGAAAGUUCUGGAAGUGUGGAUUUGGACAGCUCCUUAUCCAGUACAUUAAGCAGCACAAGUAAAGAACCAUCUUUGUGUGAAAAAGAAGGCCCACUUCCAGAGACUCCUGCCAAGACCAAUGGAUCUGUGGGAGAUGUCUCCAGUGACCCAGUUAGUCACCCCAUCGAGCAGCCUGAUAAAUUACCUCAGCAAGGCUUUCGCCGGCGAGCAAACACAUUGAGUCACUUGCCUAUCGAAUACCAGGAAUCUUUGGAACCAGUUGAAACAUCACCAUCUGUUCCACAAAGGAAACUUAUGAGGUAUCAUUCAGUGAGCACAGAGACUCCUCACAGGCGAAAUUUGAGCACAUCUGUUGGCGAGUCUGAAAGCUGUUCUGGUCAAUCUUCUUCUCCCUCUCCUCUAGCUCGUCUUAAUCCCUCGACCUCUUCACCCACUUUUUUAAAAUAUCUAAAGCAUAAUUCAAGCAGAGAACAAUGUGGGCAUGUUGCACAAAAGAGCAUCUCCUACCGUAUUGCCCUACGGAAAAAGCUUCAUUCUUCCUCCUCUGUGCCAAAUUUCUUAAAAUUUCUGGCUCCUGUAGAUGAAAAUAACACCUCUGACUUUAGGAGCGCAAAAAGUGACUAUGAGUCUAAACAAAGCCAGCUGGAUGUUGGCAAUGACACCCCUGUAAGGACUCGCCGGCAUUCAUGGAGACAACAGAUAUUCCUUCGAGUGGCAACUCCACAGAAAGGAUGUGAUUCUCCCAGCCGACAUGAUGAUUACUCUGAAUUGGGAGAUCUUCCACCCAGGUCCCCGUUAGAACCAGUUUGUGAAAAUGGCCCCUUUGGGCCAGUGAAAGAAGACAGGAAACGGACAACUCGGGAGCUUCGAGAACUGUGGCAGAAAGCCAUUCUUCAACAGAUACUGCUCCUCAGAAUGGAAAAAGAAAAUCAAAAGUUGCAAGCUUCUGAAAACAAUUUGCUGAACAGGCGUCUGAAACUUGAUUAUGAAGAAAUCACUCCGUGCUUGAAAGAUGUAACUUUGGUUUGGGAAAAAAUGCUGAGUACACCAGGAAGGUCAAAGACAAAAAUUGACAUGGAAACAAUACAUUCUGCUGUUGGGCGAGGAGUACCACGUCAUCACAGGGGUGAGAUCUGGAAGUUUUUAGCAGAACAAUACCAUCUUAAACAUCAGUUUCCAAGUAAGCAGCAGCCAAAGGACACUCCCUACAAAGAACUCUUAAAACAAUUAACUUCCCAGCAACAUGCAAUACUUAUCGACCUUGGACGCACCUUUCCAACACAUCCUUAUUUCUCAGCACAACUGGGAGCUGGGCAGCUGUCACUCUACAAUAUUUUGAAGGCCUAUUCUCUUCUGGACCCAGAAGUAGGGUAUUGCCAGGGCCUUAGUUUUGUAGCAGGAGUUCUGCUGCUUCAUAUGACUGAAGAAGAUGCUUUUAAGAUGUUGAAGUUUCUUAUGUUUGACAUGGGCCUAAGGAAACAGUAUCGUCCCGACAUGACUAUUUUACAGAUCCAGAUGUAUCAACUUUCCAGACUUCUUCACGAUUACCAUAGAGAUCUCUACAAUCACUUGGAGGAGCAUGAGAUUGGCCCUAGUCUCUAUGCUGCCCCCUGGUUUCUGACCAUGUUUGCCUCUCAGUUUCCCCUGGGAUUUGUUGCCAGAGUGUUCGAUAUGCUCUUUCUUCAGGGAUCAGAGGUUAUAUUUAAAGUGGCUUUAAGCCUGUUGGGAAGUCACAAACCCUUGAUUCUGCAACAUGAGAACUUAGAAACCAUAGUGGAUUUUAUUAAAAACACUCUCCCAAACCUGGGCUUGGUACAGAUGGAAAAGACCAUUAAUCAAGUGUUUGAAAUGGAUAUCGCCAAGCAGUUGCAAGCUUACGAAGUUGAAUAUCACGUGCUUCAGGAUGAGUUGAUAGAUUCGUCUCUCAAUGACAAUCAGAGAAUGGAUAAGUUGGAAAAGGCAAACACUAGUUUGAGAAAACAGAACUUUGAUCUACUGGAGGAGUUGCAGGUGGCAAAUGGAAAGAUCCAAAACCUAGAAGCUACAGUAGAAUUUUUACUGAACAACGAGUGCAAAUUGAAGCAAUCCAUUCUCACUUUAGAGUUGGAGAGGAAAGCUUUGCUGCAGACAGUGGAAGAUCUACGCACGCAGACAGGCAGCCCAGGUGGAAAACAUCUACUUACCAGGCAAGAGUGCAUGGAUGCCAACUGA